Molecule: messenger RNA, 825 nt
Organism: Cylicostephanus goldi
Lineage: Eukaryota; Metazoa; Nematoda; Chromadorea; Rhabditida; Strongylidae
Source: the annotation of a GenBank genome assembly
GAACCUAUGACCUCGAGUCUACAAAAGGUAGUUGGAUCUUUGAAUUGCUCUCGUCACGCUAUCGACACUCGCUUUCAUGGAGGAGCGAUUGAGGAAGACAACAUUGCCAAAGUUAUACAAAGAUUUGUGACUACCACCGUGUCGCAGUGGUUUAGUAGGGAGCUGCAGUUGAUACCCUUGUCUCAGCAAUCUGCGGAACAUCUGAGCCGAACCUUAUCAAAAUAUGAAAUUUCCAAUACAGAAGUCAAUUUUGUCAAUCUGCCGAUUAUUUCGAAUGCAGUGGACGCCAUAAUCGAAGCUCUUUCAAAACCUUUGGCGGAUGAAGACGAGAUCUUCAUGGUUUGCCUUCGGCUUCUACUUUUCGUUGUGGCUGCUCGUAAACCAUUAGAUGCACGCACAGGAUGUGCAUUUCUUUAUAUUGCAUGGGAGCAAGUCCAACGUGUAAUGUUGAAGCAUGGAUGUGCUCCUCUCUUGAAAAUAGCUCAACAAAUGAAUAAGGGCUGGUCGCUGGAUGCUUAUCAACGAUUUAUCAACGAUUAUUUACCGUUAUACGAAAAGCAUCGACUAGUCAAUCCUUUUACUAGCGAGGAAGAAUGCCAGAAAUUUACCUCCACAAUCAACAUCAAAGCAAGUGAUGGAAUGGAUGUUGACAAAAUUGUACCACCUACGGAUGACGAGGAAAUAGUAUUCACACAAAAGCCUUCUCCUAUCGCCAGCGCCUUGCAUCUGAGUGUACUCAUGAAGAAGUUACAUGCUUUCUUUGCUACAGGAGCAUUCGAUUCAGUACGAGUUUGGUCUUUUUCCCCUAGCAAACAAGCAUUUUAG